Molecule: messenger RNA, 1920 nt
Organism: Neoarius graeffei (lesser salmon catfish)
Lineage: Eukaryota; Metazoa; Chordata; Actinopteri; Siluriformes; Ariidae
Gene: irf3
Product: interferon regulatory factor 3
Exons: 11
Coding region: 296-1657 (453 amino acids)
Biological process (GO): immune system process; regulation of transcription by RNA polymerase II
Cellular component (GO): nucleus
Molecular function (GO): protein binding; RNA polymerase II cis-regulatory region sequence-specific DNA binding; DNA-binding transcription factor activity, RNA polymerase II-specific
Source: RefSeq, a predicted model, not a curated record
UGCCAACUGCAUCCUAACUUACCACAUAAGUGCACUACACAGACAACACAAGAACCGCUUCUGUACCCUCUGUAGUGCCCUAUGUGUUUCAGCUGUUCGUUACCCGGCCACAAGUUUCCUCGCUGAGUAAACCGGCUGAAUUCCCCGUCUUCAGUUCGGCACUCAGAGGGAAGAGAGAACCCUCUUGUUCAGCUCGGCUGGUGUUUUCGGGAACACACGUGCGAUAUCUGUCACCCCGAUAAUCAGAUAUUAACACGUUUCGGUACUGAUUUGUUGAGCUCAACACGCCGCCCCAAUGGCUCAGCCUAAACCACUCUUCAUUCCCUGGUUGAAGCAGCAGAUUGAUAGUGGUCGAUACCCUGGCGUUCAGUGGGUUGACCCAGAACACACACGUUUCAGCAUUCCUUGGAAGCACGGUUUGAGACAAGACUCAAACAGUGAUGACAAACUUAUAUUCAAGGCAUGGGCACAAACAAGUGCCAGUUCCAACGGCCAGAUCCAAGGGGAUCAUUCAGUAUGGAAAAGAAACUUCCGCAGUGCACUCAGAGCCCGAGGUUUCAAGAUGGUGGAAGAUAACAAGAAUGAUACUGCUAACCCUCACAAAAUCUUCCUGUGGCCAGACGACCCACAGUCUGGGGCAUCUACCAAUGGUUCGCCAGUGUGUAACAGUCAGAUUUCUCUUGGUGAUACUCUGUACCUGGGAGAAGAUGAGCUGUUUCCAGAUAGAAGCCCACAGCCUGAUUUGUUGCAGCAGUGCCUUGCGGGUCUGAAUAUUGUUGAAUCUCACCCAGAGAUGCCUGUGGAUGAGCCAGUCUUCAUGAGGGAAUCAGUAGAACUUGCCAUGAACCCGGCUAUCAAUGAAACUCCACUAACCAUUCAGGAAACUUCAAACAUGCACCACUUUUCUCCAGCUGACAGAGCUGUGGCUGGCACAGGACAGAUUUCUCCUGCUGAUGGAACAUUGGCUCUGAGCCAAUAUUCUCCACUAGAGGGCGCCAUCAUAGUCACACAGCAGCACACUCCACAGGCUGAACUUGAGCUGGAAUUGCCUGUUCAGUCCACUUCUAAUGACUCAGGCUGUAACCAGUUUGAGACCCAUUUUAUGGUGAAAAUAUAUUACAGAGGGAAGGAGAUGUUAAAACAAGUGGUGGAGAAUGAGGCUGGUUUCCGUCUAGUGUUUAGGAAAGACACUAGACUGAUGGCAAACCCGCUUGCUGUUGUGGAGCUCCCCGGCACAGAGUCUAUGCUUGACCAGACCCAGGCCCAGUCAACCCAGGAAAUUUUGAAUAAUCUGGGUGGGUUGGAGGUGAGGCGGGAGGGCGGCAUGCUAUUUAGCUAUCGCUGGGGAGACACUCGUGUUUACUGGGGACUAGACAAACACGAGCAGAGGCCCACAGCCAGACCACUCUCCAAAAUCAACCCCGAGCCCAUCUAUUCCCUUAAAGACUUUGUGUCAGGCAUGAUGGACUUUAUUCAGAACGGUGGAAAGCCUCCUUCAUACUCACUCUAUUUCUUUCUGGGACAGCAGUGGCCUGACCCCAGAAACAAACCAUGGGAGAAGAAGUUGAUCAUGGUUGAGAAAACAUGUGCUUCAACAACCUGUUCAGAUUUGGCUCCUCUUUCUAUGUCACAAGUGGAGCUCUUUAUCAUCCCCUGAUCUGAGUAUCUCCACUAAUGGAUGAAGAACUGUCUUUGUGAAUAAAUAUUCAUGAGGAAAGUAUUACCUGAUUGGCCAGUGGAAAGGAGGGGGGGUGAGCAGUGGCUUAAUUAUCAUUUAAGGCAAUGAAAUCAGCCAUUUUGAACAGGGCUGUUUAGACAGGGUGAGAAGGGAGCUCUGGUGCUUUAUCAUUGUGGUAUUUUGAUAAAAGUACAGUGGUGCUUGCGAACCCUUUUCUAUAUUUCUGCAUAUAUUUUCACACA